This is a messenger RNA of Fopius arisanus, 1550 nucleotides long. Its product is annotated as LIM/homeobox protein Awh-like. Gene Ontology annotation, molecular function: RNA polymerase II transcription regulatory region sequence-specific DNA binding; DNA-binding transcription factor activity, RNA polymerase II-specific. Bases 269 to 1219 code for a protein of 316 amino acids. The transcript is spliced from 4 exons. Lineage: Eukaryota; Metazoa; Arthropoda; Insecta; Hymenoptera; Braconidae. Gene Ontology annotation, cellular component: nucleus. The record is from RefSeq and is a predicted model, not a curated record. Gene Ontology annotation, biological process: regulation of transcription by RNA polymerase II; neuron differentiation.
AACAGGUCUCUCCUCUCCAGAGUGCACACGUGUUUUAAAAAUCCGUUAAUCAUCCGAAUUAAUUGAUCCACCAAUUCCCGAUCUAAACCUCUCGCGGUAUUGAUAAAGUUUUUUUUUCCACGUGCAAUGGAAAAAAAUCAUCGCCCUCUAAGGAUUUAGUGAAACGUGUAUCGAUGAAAAUCCGACGAAUGGAGUAAUUCGGAGUUUAAGUGAUGAUGAAUCCCUGAAGAUCCCCGAAGUAUUACUCCAUCUUCUGCUGAUUAGUAAAAUGAAGACCGAAAUAAAGAGUUGCCUUGAUGUACCGAAUCUUCUCGCUUGUCAGAAUAACAAUAAUGGAGAUAAUCCGAAGAAAUUGGAAGGAGGGAUAAAUGAUAAUGAAGGGAUGGAAGUGGAUUGCAGCGGUUGCGGUGAGAGUAUAAGGGAGAGAACGGUCUUGUGCGUUGGGACUAACAGUUGGCAUUCGCGGUGUCUCAAAUGUUCCACGUGUUCUAGACCCCUUGACGAUCAGCAGUCUUGUUUUCUCAGAGAGAUGAGACUUUACUGCAGGACAGAUUAUGCACUGACUUUUGGAGCAAAGUGUGCGAAAUGCGAGCGAAGUAUUGGAUCAGGAGACUGGGUAAGACGAGCUAAAGAUCGUGUGUAUCAUUUAGCCUGUUUCGCCUGUGAUGCCUGCUCCCGUCAACUAUCCACAGGUGAACAGUUCGCCCUGUUGGAUUCUAGACUAUUGUGCAAGAUUCAUUACCUCGAUGUUGUGGAGGGUAACAACACCUCCUCCUCCGAAGACUGUGAUUCUGAGAACGGCGGCAAAAGCAGCAAGACUAAGCGCGUCAGGACGACAUUCACAGAGGAGCAGCUAUCGGUGCUCCAGGCCAAUUUCCAGUUGGACAGCAAUCCAGAUGGCCAGGACUUGGAAAGAAUAGCUCACGUCACGGGACUGAGCAAGAGGGUCACUCAAGUCUGGUUCCAGAAUUCCAGAGCGAGGCAAAAGAAACACAGCGGAAAAAUCAAAUCUCAAGUGCACCAUUCUCCGCUGCAACAUCAUCCUGGUGAUCUCUACCCCAGCAACAUGGUGAGCAGUUAUUUCGGUGGAUACCAGGGUGGCAGUGCUGGAAGUGAGAGCCCAGGGAGUCCAAUGACUCCACUAACACCUCUAACUCCGAUAACUCCAACAACGCCUACCCAUCUUCCGCAGCCCCAGUUCUGCCACCAAGGUGGAUAAUUUACGACCGAAUUCCCGAGGAUUCCUCAAGGAUCUGUCCCUUUAUGCUCACAACAAUUCGGCCCAGGUAUAGACUCUCCCAGUGUGCCACACCGAGUAACUGAUCCACUUAUCCAAGAGUUUUCCUUGUAAAUACAAGUCUUUGAAAACCGGUUCUGUGUAAAUCAUCUAGUGAAUUUAAUUUACGCGAUCUCAUGACUUAUCUCUAAUGUAAAUACGACAAUUUCAAAAAUAGUUAUUGAUAAAGGCUUAUGAUAGUGUCAAUGCAAUUGACGGAGAAUGCGCGUCUAUGUUAUGGAACAAGAAAUCGUACUGUUAUGAAUAAAAAUUA